GGUGACACCCGGACACCACACGUGCAUCUCCUGUGACAGCGCCCCGGGUCCGUCGAGGGCAGCGGGGGGAGGAGGGGAGGAGGAGGAGGAGGAGGAGGCGGGAGCAGCAUCCGGAGCCGAGCUGCAGCAGCGCCGCCUUUUGUGCUGCGGCCGCGGAGCCCCUGAGGGCCCCCUGCUCACCAUCACACCUGGGCACAGAGACCAUGGCCUGCCUCCAUGAGACCCGCACACCCUCCCCUUCCUUUGGGGGUUUCGUGUCCACUCUGAGUGAAGCAUCCAUGCGCAAGCUGGACCCAGACACUUCGGACUGCACCCCAGAGAAGGACCUGACGCCUACCCAGUGUGUACUUCGAGAUGUUGUGCCGCUCAGUGGGCAUGGCAGGGGCGGGCCCAGCCCCUCCCCUGGUGGAGAGCCGCCCCCUGAGCCUUUUGCCAACAGUGUUCUGCAGCUACAUGAGCAGGAUGCAGGGGGCCCAGGGGGAGCCGCUGGGUCCCCUGAGAGCCGGGCGUCCAGAGUUCGAGCAGAUGAGGUGCGGUUGCAGUGCCAAAGUGGCAGUGGCUUCCUGGAGGGCCUCUUCGGCUGCCUGCGCCCUGUCUGGACCAUGAUUGGCAAAGCCUACUCCACAGAACACAAGCAGCAGCAGGAAGACCUUUGGGAGGUCCCCUUUGAGGAAAUUCUGGACCUGCAGUGGGUGGGCUCAGGGGCCCAGGGCGCUGUCUUCCUGGGGCGCUUCCAUGGGGAGGAGGUGGCUGUGAAGAAGGUGCGGGACCUGAAGGAGACUGACAUCAAGCACCUGCGAAAGCUGAAGCAUCCAAACAUCAUCACCUUCAAGGGCGUGUGCACCCAGGCUCCCUGCUACUGCAUCCUCAUGGAGUUCUGCGCUCAGGGCCAGCUGUAUGAGGUGCUGCGGGCAGGCCGCCCUGUCACCCCCUCCUUGUUGGUUGACUGGUCCAUGGGCAUCGCUGGUGGCAUGAACUACUUGCACCUGCACAAGAUCAUCCAUAGAGACCUCAAGUCCCCCAACAUGCUAAUCACAUACGACGAUGUGGUGAAGAUCUCCGAUUUUGGCACUUCAAAAGAGCUGAGUGACAAGAGCACCAAGAUGUCCUUUGCAGGGACAGUAGCCUGGAUGGCCCCGGAAGUGAUCCGCAAUGAGCCUGUGUCUGAGAAGGUCGACAUCUGGUCCUUUGGUGUGGUGCUGUGGGAACUGCUGACUGGUGAGAUCCCCUACAAAGAUGUAGAUUCCUCAGCCAUCAUCUGGGGUGUGGGAAGCAACAGUCUCCAUCUGCCUGUGCCCUCCAGUUGCCCAGAUGGCUUCAAAAUCCUGCUUCGCCAGUGCUGGAACAGCAAACCACGAAAUCGUCCAUCAUUCCGGCAGAUCCUGCUGCAUCUGGACAUUGCCUCAGCAGACGUACUCUCCACCCCCCAGGAGACUUACUUCAAGUCUCAGGCAGAGUGGCGUGAAGAAGUAAAACUGCACUUUGAAAAAAUUAAGUCAGAAGGGACCUGUCUGCACCGCCUGGAAGAGGAGCUAGUGAUGCGGAGGAGGGAGGAGCUCAGGCACGCCUUGGAUAUCAGGGAGCACUAUGAACGGAAGCUGGAGAGAGCCAACAACCUGUACAUGGAACUCAAUGCCCUAAUGUUACAGCUGGAGCUCAAGGAGCGGGAGCUGCUCAGGAGGGAGCAAGCUUUGGAGCGGAGGUGUCCAGGUUUGCUGAAGUCACACCCUUCCCGAAGCCUCCUGCAUGGGAACACAAUGGAGAAGCUCAUCAAGAAGAGGAAUGUUCCACAGAAGCUGUCACCCCACAGUAAAAGGCCAGACAUUCUCAAGACUGAGUCUUUACUACCUAAACUAGAUGCAGCUCUGAGUGGGGUGGGGCUUCCUGGGUGUCCUAAGGGACCCCCCUCACCAGGACGGAGUCGUCGUGGCAAGACCCGUCAUCGCAAGGCCAGCGCCAAGGGCAGCUGCGGGGACCUGCCUGGACUUCGAGCAGCUGUACCACCCCAUGAACCCGGGGGACCAGGAAGCCCAGGGGGACUAGGAAUAGGACCCUCAGUCUGGGAAGCUUGCCCUCCAGCCCUCCGUGGGCUCCACCAUGACCUCCUACUUCGAAAGAUGUCAUCAUCGUCCCCAGAUCUGCUGUCAGCAGCACUGGGAGCCCGGGGCCGGGGGGCUACAGGGGGUGCUGGGGAUCCUGGCUCACCACCUCCAGCCCGAGGUGACACCCCCCCAAGUGAGGGCUCAGCACCUGGCUCCACCAGCCCAGAUUCACCUGGGGGAGCCAAAGGGGAACCACCUCCACCAGUAGGGCCUGGUGACAGUGUGGGGCUGCUGGGAACUGGAAGGGAAGGGACGGCGGGACGGGGAGGAAGCCGGGCUGGGUCCCAGCACCUGACCCCAGCGGCGCUGCUGUACAGGGCUGCUGUCACCCGGAGCCAGAAACGGGGCGUCUCAUCAGAGGAAGAGGAAGGAGAGGUAGACAGUGAAGUAGAGCUGACAUCAAACCAGAGGUGGCCUAAGAGCCUGAACAUGCGUCAGUCACUAUCAACCUUCAGCUCAGAAAACCCGUCAGAUGGGGAGGAAGGCACAGCUAGUGAGCCUUCCCCCAGCGGCACACCUGAGGUGGGCAGUACCAACACUGAUGAGCGGCCAGAUGAGCGGUCUGACGACAUGUGCUCCCAGGGCUCAGAAAUCCCCCUAGACCCACCGGCUUCUGAGCUGGUGGUUCCUGGCCCAGAACCCUUGCCCGUCACACACCAGGACCUACUCAGAGGGGAUCAGGGCCCUCCCAAUUCUGAGGAUUCAGACUGUGAUAGCACUGAGCUGGACAACUCCAACAGUGGUGAAGCCUUGCAGCCCCCAGCCUCCCUCCCUCCAUGAAAGCCACUCUUACUCCUGUACAUAGAGAAAUAUUUAUAUAAAUAAUAUAUAUAUAAAUAUAUAAAUAUAAAUAUAUAUAUAUAUAUAUAUAUGCGCGCCACAUAAUCAAGAGAAAGAUAGGGCUAUCCCAGCCUUAAGUCAGGCUCAAGGGAGACUGACCCCCGCCAAUUCACCUGAUAAACUAGGGACACUGGCAGCUGUGGAAAUGACAGACUAGCGCUGUCCUGGAGCUGUGGGUAAGGGCAAACUGGCCUCUUCCUGCUUUGCCCCAUUACAUUCUAUCAGGCAAAAGAAAAGCCAGACCUGCCUCCUCUGUACUCAACUCUCUCACCCCAACCCUGGGGAACAGGAAAGGGAGCCACUUAGAUGGCACUUUUUUGUUGUCCCUUUACUGUUUACACAUUUUGCACUUGGGAGGAGAGGAGGCUAGGGCUGAGUCCACCCCUCUGAGGUUUCUCAGGUGGCAAUAUCACUAUUUUCUUUGUCCCCCAUUUCU
Manis pentadactyla (Chinese pangolin) is the source of this 3378-nucleotide messenger RNA. RefSeq names its product mitogen-activated protein kinase kinase kinase 12 (gene MAP3K12). NCBI's taxonomy places the organism in Eukaryota, Metazoa, Chordata, Mammalia, Pholidota, Manidae. The transcript is spliced from 14 exons. The record is from RefSeq and is a predicted model, not a curated record. Gene Ontology annotation, molecular function: ATP binding; JUN kinase kinase kinase activity. Bases 204 to 2882 code for a protein of 892 amino acids. Gene Ontology annotation, biological process: protein autophosphorylation; JNK cascade.